Messenger RNA from Anisakis simplex (herring worm), 798 nucleotides. The record is from the annotation of a GenBank genome assembly. Lineage: Eukaryota; Metazoa; Nematoda; Chromadorea; Rhabditida; Anisakidae.
AUGGGGUCUGCGACAGAUCCAUUAGCGAUAAUUGCAAGCCAGACAUUUGGCAAGCCCGUUGUGGGUCACACAGUGAUGCCACCGUUCAGAAGAUCACAAAGAAUAAACAACGUUGCGGGACCAAAUCGAAAUGCGAAAGCGUCUGAAAAAUCUGAAAAAGCACCUGUGAAAUCACGUCCACGAAAGAAAACAGUCAAUGAAAGAGAACAAAAUGUGGGGAAACGAAAAACUUUUUCGAAUGAUCAGAAAGAAAAUAGCGAAACUGAUGAAGAUUUCUUGAAGUUGAACCAGGUUUCCGGAAAAACCGCCAGUAAAACAAAUGCUAACUGUAAGCAGAACAAGGAAAUGGCACCGUUAAGAAAUUCGAGAAAGAAGAACGUUAAAGCAAGUUCGUCGUCGAAUCAAAUGAGAGUGGAUUCGUCGACUGGAUCGGAUCACAACGAAUCAACGAAAGAAGAUAUCAAACGAUCAGCAUACUUCAUUAAACGAGAAUCCACAGAAACUUUCAGCGAAUCGAACCAAAAACAAGAGAACAAACGUCUUGCUGAUGGUAAUCAACGCAAAAGAACACAUGAGCGAAAAGCGAAGAAUUCGAAGGUGAAACUGGAACAAGAUGAGAAAUAUGUUGAAAGUGAUUCAGAAGGCGAGUUAAUGGAUGAACCGAGCACCUCUUCAGCAAAGCGAACAAAGGUGAAACCAAAACGUGCUGUUAAAAAGCAAAAGCCGACAUCAGAUCAGGCUAAAAGCUUAGCGUUAUCUCGAAAUAAAACUUCGACGGUGUCAUCCUCAUCAUCGAGU